Messenger RNA from Girardinichthys multiradiatus, 1120 nucleotides. Its product is annotated as DNA damage-inducible transcript 4 protein-like. Bases 154 to 828 code for a protein of 224 amino acids. The transcript has 2 exons. Gene Ontology annotation, biological process: response to hypoxia; negative regulation of TOR signaling; apoptotic process. Lineage: Eukaryota; Metazoa; Chordata; Actinopteri; Cyprinodontiformes; Goodeidae. Gene Ontology annotation, cellular component: cytoplasm. The record is from RefSeq and is a predicted model, not a curated record. Gene Ontology annotation, molecular function: 14-3-3 protein binding.
UAACAUAUGAGUAGGUAUUUAAUGCUUUGUCCCAUUGUUAGUGUUUUCCAGCUGAUCCAACUCAGGAGAAGAAGGACCACCGCACUUUUUUUUGUGUCCAAUCGAGACGCUGCACUUUUUUCGUCUUUUACAAAUAAAACAUUUGUUUUAUAAAUGUCUUUUUCUUGCAACCAAUCACUGAAUGGUAGUUUUCCUCCGUCUCCAGCGGAGGACCGGGGCUCGCAGAGGCUGUCCUGGAGCAACCUGCUGCAGAGGCUGAUUGAGCUAAAGGGGCUCAAUCAGAGGGCCUCCGCAGAUCAGUACUGCAGGAGUGAAACUGGAUCUGUGGCAGACCUAUCCCUGUCAGAGUCCGACAGUAGCUUCUUCUGUUACCCCCCGGAGGAGGCCCUGGCUGCAGAGGUGGUGGCCACAAUCACACAAAGCCUUAACAAUGCUAGACCCAUCCUGUGCUGCUCCAAACUUAUCAUACCCGACUGUCUAAUACACAACAUCAGCCAAGAGCUGCUCCAUCUGGCCGUCAACGAACCCUGUGGACUGAGGGGAGCCAUGAUCGACCUGUGCGUGGACAAAGGGGAUCAGGGGUUACUGUGCACUGUGGAUCAAAUAGCAGUGGAUCCCACCCUAGUCCCGACCUUCCAUGUGACCCUGAUGCUGAGGCUGGAGACUGGGGGACUGUGGCCCAAGGUUCAGAAGCUGUUCAAAGGUGGCAAGCCCCCAUCUGCAAUGUCUUCGAAGCACCACAAAGCCCUGAGGCUGAGCAGCAGCUUCAGGGCCAUCAGGAGGAAACUGUACAGUUCAGGACAGCUGCUGAUAGAAGAAUGCUGCUAACUCCGGAGCACCCAUGUGCCUUAUUAGAUGAACUUAUUAAUUGCACUGACAUCAGGGUCCUACAACAGUUGUAAUGUGGUAAAUCAAAGGACCAAACUCCCUCUCAUGGCAGCUACUCACCUGAUGGCAGGUGACUCCACAAAAAUGAUUUUUGUAUGAACAUGAGUCAUUUUCUUUUAUAUGAAUGAAUGUGGAUUUCCAUUUUUUAAUGGAAUGUAUUUACUAGCAUUAAAUAUUACCGCCUAAAAUUGUUUUGUACCUCAAAGACCAGAGAAUAAAUUAUUUUCUAUUA